Messenger RNA from Tachysurus vachellii, 1981 nucleotides. It is a transcript of the gene med1l, whose product is annotated as mediator of RNA polymerase II transcription subunit 1-like. Gene Ontology annotation, molecular function: transcription coregulator activity; nuclear thyroid hormone receptor binding; nuclear vitamin D receptor binding. Gene Ontology annotation, biological process: cellular response to thyroid hormone stimulus; regulation of transcription by RNA polymerase II. The record is from RefSeq and is a predicted model, not a curated record. Gene Ontology annotation, cellular component: mediator complex. Lineage: Eukaryota; Metazoa; Chordata; Actinopteri; Siluriformes; Bagridae. Bases 188 to 1975 code for a protein of 595 amino acids. The transcript has 18 exons.
CGUAGAGUCGCGCUGAUAGGACGCGUCUGCGCAUGCGUAAAUAGGCUUUAACGUGAGCCAUGCUUAGGUUGUGAUAGGUGUAAAUUGAGUAUUUCUGUCUCUGUUACCAAUGUAUUAGUUAAUUUAUAAUGAGCAAAGCAAUACAAAGAAGCCAAAAACUCAAGAAGAAAUCAAAAACAUAGCUGUGAUGGAAUCAAAAGUGGAUGUCCUGAAGAAGACCUAUUUAUCUGAAUUAUGCUCCAAAUAUUCUGAAAAACCAUGGAGCGAGACCUUUCAGCUGGUGCACAGAUGCAUGGGGAAAGCUAGAACACACAGCAGGGACUCCGAGCCAGUCAUGAGAUGUCUGCAGAAACUCCAGGAAGCUCAGAAUGUGAAAUCUCUGAGUGCCAUGGUGUCCAGACUGGAGAUGAUUGCCAAGCAGAAAGGACUGGGCUCCCACUUGAGUCCCACAGAGACUGCGUGCUAUCUGACAGCUGAUCUGUUCUAUGUGGAAGUGCUGCUGCUGCCUGGGGGAGAGGUUGAGGAUGUGAAAGUCGCUAAGCAAGGAGAAGCUCCUGAGUCAAAUGCAUCACUUUGUCAGAUGCUAAGGUUGAAGAAAUUUCAGGAAUUCUCACAUAAAAUGGAUGACCUUGCUUCUCUCUACAACAUACCAGGCGACAGUGAUGCCAAACUAAAGGUGUACACAUCCCUUCAGCACCUUAAGAAAGACCUACUGAAAAUCUCCAAUUUACCAAGGCAUUUGAUAGAGAGUGAUGCUCAUGUGGAUAUGGUUCUGAAUGGCAGGAUCGGGAGUAUUACACCUGGCAGUGAAGGAAGCCCAAUGAGCAUUGAGUACUACAUCAGUCCCUCAGAUGCACUGAUAGAGAGGUUACAUCCAGGGGAGGGCAGCGGUAGCCAGACUGCCGUGCUAGUGGUGGGUGCCAGUGCCACUACACGCAGGUUGCAGAUGGAGUCUCUGAUUCCUACACCACCUCAAGUGAACUCACAAGGGCUACCUGCUUUCAUUCCACUGUCCGAAACAUGUUCAGAGUUGCUGCCAGCCUCCUUCCUGCUCAAAAUCAAGCCACCAGUGCCCAUGCUCAAUUCUUUCAUCCACAAGAUGAGCCAAAUAACAGACAUUCCCCCAGAUGUUGACCUGCAGGGGGAGCCACUUUUCCAGCUGCUCUGUUCAAAUGCUCUAGAAGACAAGAGAUCAUGUGAUGGAAAUGAUGCUCACUUUCUUGUGUCUCUCCCAGAUGCUGAGUUUCACAGCUAUUUAUUUGCUGAUGCUGAAUGGAAGUGUGACGUCUGGAAAGGAUCCCUGAUUCACAAAAUUCCUUUCACCCAUCCUUCCCACGUGCCUGCUAUAUUAGAUCUCCUCCGGUAUCAGUCUGCCAUCAACACCCUACUAAGAAGCUGCAUCACUGGCCUUAUGCAUCAACCAGAGAUAGAGUUUGACCUUAGCUGUGAAAUCUUACCCGAGUCUGAAUGCAGCUUUUCUGUGACCUUCAACAUCCUGGACAGUGAGACACUGGCAGUUUUGCUUGUUUCUGUGCUGGAUUGUCGUCAUCUGAGCUGCAGGCUCCGAAUGCCUGGUCCAGUGGAUCAUUCUCUAGAUGACUAUAUCUCCAGAGUCCUCACACGGUGCAUGUCUAUCCCCAUCACUUUAAGGGCUAUACGAAAAAGGAUAACCAGCUUGAGGCCUCCAGCACUGCCACUUGAAUCUGAUUCUGCUAGGAAGGCUGAGAGUUCAUUCUCUAUCCCGGCACAUUCUCCUGAAAACACUCCAGUGGUCCUCCCUUCUGCUGUGCUCUCCCCUGAGCCAAUGGAGGAGGACAAGCUUCCCACUACCUCUGGCCGCUAUGUCAUGUCUGUAGCUGCUGCUCCGGCAGUUGAUGGUGCUAAUACAGAUGUUAUUGCUAACCGUUCCCCAUGUGCCUCUGUGGGUGUCUAUUCACACUGGGUGGCCAGCAGCUUUCCAGCUAAACUGAUUUAGAAUAGU